Volvox carteri f. nagariensis is the source of this 3024-nucleotide messenger RNA. Its product is annotated as TPR-domain, kinesin-like protein. Bases 1 to 3024 code for a protein of 1007 amino acids. Gene Ontology annotation, molecular function: protein binding. NCBI's taxonomy places the organism in Eukaryota, Viridiplantae, Chlorophyta, Chlorophyceae, Chlamydomonadales, Volvocaceae. The record is from RefSeq and is a predicted model, not a curated record. The transcript has 6 exons.
AUGCUUGGUCGCGGCCGUUUUCUGAUACUUUGGAUAUGCUUGUCCGGCACUUCGCUCCGGACCAACAACGACUUUGGCGACGAGAGGAAUCAACACGCUGAUCCGGGAGAGAAGCAGCGGGAUCUGCAGGCGCUCAGCGAAGUGCUGGGCGCCGCCGAAGAGACGCUGCUGGUCCUCGACAGCACUGGCGUGGCCCUUAGCCGCGCCUGGUGCCUGUUCGAGGCGUGGCAGACGACCUGUCGGACAUCGGGCAGCAACAAGCUGCGAUUGUUGUGGUACAGCCUGGACCUCCAGCGCCUCGAACAGGCCCUGCUAGACGUUGACUUUAGCCGCGCCAAAGCAACGGAACGCCGUGACAUGGAUUGCAUUCUAGCAGACGUUCGGAAGAAGCAAGGACGCAUUACUGCCGGCAACGACGGCAAUGCCGCUCGCACCGCCGCCGCCGCCGGCACCGGUCUCGACCUCAGUGGAGGCGGAGUGAACGGUGGCGGGAGCCUCGAGCGUGCCGCAACGCAGGGAUUGAAGGAGGGAAUGCGGCGGCUAGAGGCUGCGGAGCCGAUGCUGCUGCGCGCUCUCCAGGGCCGUCUUCGCGUGCUGGGGACUGACCACCCUGAUGCGCUGUCCUCGGUCGUGGCGCUGGCGUCCCUGCGCCGUACACAAGGCCGGAUGGCGGAGGCGGAGGAGCUCGGCCGUCAGGCUCUAGCAGGAUACGAGCGUGUGUUGGGGCCCGACAGCAGCGACACUAUUGCGGCGGCGGCGGCGCUCGCGGGGCUUCUUCGCUUGCAGCGUCGGCCGGCGGAGGCGGAGCCUCUGCUCCGUGCCGCGCUCGGCGCGCGCGAGCGGACGUUGGGCGAGUCCCAUCCUGAUACCCUGGUGGCGGCGAGCAACCUGGCGGCACUUCUGAUGCCGCUGGGGAAGUACGACGAGGCGGAGGCGCUGUUCCGUCGGGCGCUGGCUGGUCUGGAGUUAGCGGUUGGAAAUCUGCACCGCGACACCCUAUCUGCCUUGAACAACCUAGCGAGUCUGAUGGCGUCACGUGGCCGGUACGACGAGGCCGAGCCGCUGUAUCGCCGGGCGCUCCAGGGGCGGGAGCUGACGACAGGUCCAGACGCCAUCGACACACUGGUAUCUGUGAAGAACCUGGCGUUGCUGCUUAAGCUGCGCGGAAAGUACGACGAGGCGGAAGGGCUGUACCGGCGCGCGCUCCAGGGGCGGGAGCGGGUGCAGGGCAGCGGUCACCCCGAAACGCUCGCGGCGAUGCAUAACUUGGCAGGGCUGCUGGCGGCAGCGGGAAAGUACGACGAUGAAACGGAGGCCCUGUUCCGCCGGGCGCUGGGUGGCCGGGAGCAGCUGUACGGCAUGGCGCAUGAGGAUUCAUUGGCGGCGGCUAGCGGCUUGGCGGGGUUGCUGGCGUCGCGGCGCAAGUACGACGAGGCCGAGCAGCUCUACCGGCGGGCGCUUCAGGGACGGGAGGCGUUGUGCGGACCCGCGCACCCGGAGACGCUGACGGCGGCACGCGAGCUGGCGGCAGCGCUGGCAGCGGCGGGGAAGUACGACGAUGCGGAAAUGCUGUUCCGGCGUGUGGUGGCAGGCCGUGAACAGGCCCUGGGCCCGGGGCGACACGAGACUCUUGCAGCCGCCGCGGAACUGGCGGAGGUUCUGGCGGCGGCGGGGAAGUACGACGAGGCCGAAGCACUGCACCGGCGGGCGCUGGGCGGACGCGGCGCGGCACUGGGUUUUGAUCAUCUUGACACUCUCGCCAGCGCCGGUGCGCUGGCGGGCGUGCUUGUCGCGCGUGGAAAGUACGAGGAGGCCGAGCAGCUGUACAGACGAGCUCUGAAAGGCAGGGAGGCGGCGCUGGGUGGCGACCAUCGCGACACGCUGGCGGCGAUGAGUGACCUGGCGGCGGCGCUGGCAGCGGCGGGAAAGUACGACGAGGCCGAGCAACUGCACCGGCGGGCGCUGGGGGGUCGUGAGCAGCUACUGGGUGAGUCGCAUCACGACACGCUAACGUCGGCGGGCGGCCUAGCGGGCGUGCUGGUGUGCCGCGGCAAGUACGACGAGGCUGAGACGUUGUACGGCAGGGCGCUGGCGGGUCGGGAGCAGGCGCUGGGCGUCAACCACCCAGAGACGCUGGCGUGCGUCAGCAGUCUGGCGAGUCUGCUGGCGUCGUGCGGGAAGUACGACAAGCUUGAGGCGUUGCGUCGACGGCGGCGGCUGGCAGGCGGUGGCGUCGAGGCAGCGCCUUCUGCCGGGGAUGGUAGCGGCGGCGGCGGCUCCGCUGUGGAGGGAGCCGACGAGCAAUGGGGCAACGGCGCCGCCACCGUCGGCAUUGCCGCACACGGCCGACUACACAAGAGUUUGCAGCGACGCAUCACCGCCACGUCGGACCGCACGCUGGUGUUUCGACAACCCCCCAGCGGGCCGCCUUCUUUGUCGAGCCCCACCCGGGGCACCAUGGGAGGCCCCGCCGCCGCUGCCACCGCCACCUUCGACGGGAUCGCAGCCGAGGACCCUGAGCCACGGUCCGCGGCUGUAUCAGCAGCGGCAGCACCGCCGCCGUCACCGCACAGGCGCGCCGGCAGCUUCCUGCAGGGCUUCUUUCGGCCGCACGGCGGCGGUGCCCCGGCCCCGGCCGCGGGCGGCGGCGGCGGCGGCGGCGGCGGCUCCACCAGCUCUCCGGGCUCCGAAAGCACCAAAUUCGCAAGCCAUCCCGCCGGCCGCAUUUCCUCUCUGAUGCGCUGGGCUUCAAGCGGCCUUGAGCCGUCGCCACCGCCGCAGCAGCACCUGACGCUGCACGGCCAGUCCGUCUCCAGUCCAACCGCCAACCGUCAACCGCUCUUCCUAUUAACCGAGGAGCAAUCACAGCACCAGCAGCCCCAUAAUGGCUUACGGCCCCGGUACAAUGUACGGCACGAGGCUGAGCCGGCAGCCCUUCCUUCUCCGAGUGCUGCCACUGCGGCGGGCGGCGGCGGCGGCGGCGGCGGCCGCUUCCAGGCGCUGCUUACGGCGCAGGUGGCUUGA